Molecule: messenger RNA, 1529 nt
Organism: Mercurialis annua (annual mercury)
Lineage: Eukaryota; Viridiplantae; Streptophyta; Magnoliopsida; Malpighiales; Euphorbiaceae
Product: putative F-box protein At1g65770
Exons: 1
Coding region: 109-1320 (403 amino acids)
Molecular function (GO): protein binding
Source: RefSeq, a predicted model, not a curated record
UCACAAACAAACAAACAACUUAUAUCUAUAUAAACGUCCUUACCAUAUUGCAUUUUACUACCAUUUCUUUUUCUCCUCUUCUUUUCUUCUCUUUACCAAACUUUUUCUAUGGCUGGUCACUCCUACGACCGCAAUUGGGCCGAUCUUCCCCAAGAGUUAAUCGAAACCAUCGCCAAUUUCCUCGAUUCUCGCAUUGACGUUUUCCGAUUCCGUGCCGUCUGCACUUCUUGGCGAUCUUUCGUUUCUUCCACCCACCGCCGCCAAUCCCCCACCGCUCUCAACCUCCCAGCUCCUAUUUUAGCCGACGCUUUCCUCUCCAUCGCCUCAAUUUGCCGCCUAGAACUCGUCGACGACGCCGACGAGAGUUUCUCAAAGCCGAAUUCGUGGCUAACCAAAGUGGAAGAAUCAACCGCCGGCGAAAUGCAGCUCUUGAUCCCGCUUUCGAAUCGGCAAAUUAGGUUUUCUCCUGGUACGCUUCCCAAGAUGUUGAAUCUAUUGAAUUUCCGAUUACUAGAGAUUACUAAAGCUUGCACUCUUAAACUGAAAACCGGCCGGCCGGUUCUUGGUAUUGAUAAAGCCGUUCUGUUUCCGAAUCAUGUCGAUAUCAAUACAACGUCGUUCGGUAUAAUCGCUAUUUUUCAUGAAGGUAAAUUAGGUUACUGGAAAAACGGCGAUGAGAAUUGGACUUUGUUAGAUGAUCUUAAUUUUAAUUACGACGAUAUUGUAUUUUAUAAGGGUCAAUACUAUGUUGUUGAUAGAAACGGCACCGUUUCUUUAAUUGAUUCGUCGCUAAAUUUGAUUCAAUUCUCUCAUCCAUUACUCUUAUUUGGUGAUAAGAAGAAUUUAGUGGAAUCUUGCGGAAAUCUUUACGUUGUUGAUCGUUAUCUUGAUGGAGAACGGCGGAUUUGGCGAGGUAAUGAAGGUGAAAACAUAAUUAAUCAAGAACGGUUAAAUAACGAUGAAUUGUUUCUCAAUCUUCUUACGAAUUACCCUAGAUGUAGAGCUAAAACUGUUGAUUUUAAGGUUUAUAAGCUUGAUUUAGGAUGGAGAAGAUGGGUUAGUGUUAGAUCAUUGGAUGAUAGAAUAUUUGUUGUGAGUAAUGAGAUUAGCUUCUCUGUUUCUGCUAAAGAGUUUAAUUGUUGGGAAGGGAAUUGCAUUUAUUAUACUGACCCUAGUGAUGAGGAUUUCCGGGGCGGAUUGAGCGGUUAUGAUGCUCGGGUAUUCAAAUUGAAAGAUCAUAGCAUUGUUCACGGAUCGUCUUUUCUUGGUUGCUCUCCUGUAAUUCAGCCGCUCGCUCAACUUGGGCCGCUUAUUGUUUGAUCUAUGUUGCACACAAACUUAUCGAGUAAACGAAAUGUGUUCGAAAUUUUAUUGUUUCGGCGCUUCUCUUUUCCUACAGCAUAACAUUUGAUGUAGGUGAUUCAUGUUUUAAGUGUUCUGUGCAGUUGGUAGGGAGUGUGUGAAUUUAAUUGUAUGAUUGCAUAUGUAAGAAGCUGUUAUUAUCAAUUUAAUUUAUGAUUUUAAAACAA